Toxotes jaculatrix (banded archerfish) is the source of this 5569-nucleotide messenger RNA. RefSeq names its product centromere protein J (gene cpap). The coding region runs from base 111 to 4133 and encodes 1340 amino acids. The transcript has 19 exons. NCBI's taxonomy places the organism in Eukaryota, Metazoa, Chordata, Actinopteri, Toxotidae. The record is from RefSeq and is a predicted model, not a curated record. Gene Ontology annotation, biological process: centriole elongation; cilium assembly. Gene Ontology annotation, cellular component: centriole; nucleus; centrosome. Gene Ontology annotation, molecular function: tubulin binding.
CGGCAGGCUUCAAAACUUCUGUUUAUGUUUCUACAACCCAGGCUUUUACUUCAGUAACACCACGUCUCUCCUGCGUUACAGCGAGCCCUGCCUGAGACAGCGCGCUCAUCAUGUCAUCUCCAGCCGGGCUUCAGUAUUCCCAGGCAGAAUUCUUGGCUCGGUGGAUGCCAAGUAGCUCUAGAGCCGGAGUGAUCCUCAACCCCAGCCCGGACUUGGCCGGGACCUUGCGGCACAUCUCUGCUCUGGGAUCGCCGUCCCUGGAGCCAGACGACUCCUUCGUCUCCGACUUCGCCCCUCUGCCCGCGUCCGCAGACAGCAGCUGCCUCGGUGUGGAUGGAGUUGCACGGUCGCCUGGAGGAGAGAGGGCUGGGACUGACAGUGCAGUGAACGGUCUCUAUUCUGUCCCUACGAGAAAUCCUGAGGGACAGUUGGACAGCUUGGAUGAAAUGGCAAGCAAAUCACAGGAUCUGCCCCUAAUGAUGAAGCUACAACAGUUGAGGAAAUGGCAGCAACAUAUGCAAGAGCAACUUAAGGCCCAUCAGUUGGAGGAGCUGCUUCGCCUCCAGGAAGAGCAGCAGAGGCUGCUGGGAACGAUGAAUGGAUCCCAGCACUGCACAGGAGAUCACUCAGAGAGUUCAGGGCUGUCAGGAGAAGAAUGGGAGGAGAGCUCACUCCAGGGAGCCUCUCAUCACAGAGAAGGUCCACCCAGCCCCAUCAUAAGCUGCUUUAGGAUCCCACCGGGUCCUAACCUUCAACAGGAACAACAGCUCUCGCUGGCAGGGAGGUGGGAGCGGCUGUCAAGGGGUCAAAGUCAUGAGGAGGUGGACGACAAUGAAAAAGGCAUGUGGGACUCCAGAGAGGAUGACCAGGAACACAGCACUACUUCCACUUUUCAGGAGCAAAAUGACACAUUAAUACCAAGUAAUGGUAGAAAAGAAGAUAACAUCUCAAAUGAUAGACCGAUUAAGCCAGGCAUUGGAGGUCACACGCAGACGUUCGAGGAGCUGUUGGAGGAGCAACUGAGGCUGGAGGAGCAGAGGAUGAAGUCUGCCCGGCGACAACAGCCCCAAGAUGGAGCUGAAGCUGUACAAGCCCCUCCCAAACGGGCCUUUCUGAAGAGAGGCGAGGGGCUUUCUAGAUUUACCAACAAUCGCAAAACCUCUUUACCAAAAAAGGAGGUGAAGAAGGACUCUAAACCACAACCCCAGGCCAGAGUGGUCUCCCGCAGCAACUCAGAGCCUGCAGCUGUCCUGAAGGGUGGCACAAAUUGCGUCCAGCGGCUUCCUGUCCAGCGUAAAACUGUCGUACUUAACAAAGAGAAUCGACUGAGAGGUCUCAGUUCGCCACCUCAGGACAUCAGAGCUGACAGUAAGACAGCACGGACAAAGGUUUUGGGUAGUCAUCAAAGAGAGAAUAUGGAAGCAUCAGAGUCUAUCCAAACGGAGCCAGAGGGUAGACAAACCAAACAGUGUCAACUGGAGCAAGUGAAGGAACAGAAUAACAGGGCAGUGGGUCUGUCUGCUCUGACUCUGAGGAAACCUGGGCCUCACAACAUGCAGCCAAACCCUGUAACCAAACAGGUGGGGAUGUUGGGAGGCCCGGGUAAGGCUGAAAAUGAUGCAGCUAAAGAGAACAGUUGCGGUUCAAAAGUGGAAUCAGCAAAAGGAGAAGGAGUUCCACCGGACGCGUUUGAGUUGUCGUUCCAGGAGAAGCUCCAGCGCUGGGAGUGUGACCGGCAGCUGGAAAGCAUGGAGCUGGGAGAGUUUGAGCUACUGGAGCAGGCAGCCGAAGAACUGUCCUUCUCGUCCAACUCUUCCUUUGUCAUGAAGGUUCUUCAGAUGGACCAACAACACCGGCAGAUGCACGCCGCUCGGGGGCUCCACCAGCGACGGCUCUCCUCCACCCCCAUCAAGUCACCUCCCCGAGGUGUACUUCGGAGGUGCAGUAGUGUUGGCAGCAGUGGCGGUGUGGCAUGUGAAAGCAGUUCUGCGGUGAAGACAAGAGACGAUGCACUCAAGAACAAAGUGAGCUUUGAGGACAAAGAGGGACAUGACAGUGGGAGAGAAGACAAGCACGAGAGCUCUGAUGUUUCAUCCUGUGGUGGCUCUGAAUUCGAAGACCAGGAAGUGGCAGUGAAACCACUUUUGUUUCCCAGCGCCUUUAGCUUUCCUGAACAGUCUAACCCGCCAUACGACAAGCGUUCGUAUCAGGACGAGGACUGUUGUAGAGCUUCGGAUGUGACACAAGAUGAUGAUGGGGAGAGCGACAGCGUCCUCAGUAAUGCUGACGAGUCCACUCUGAUAGAGGACAAAGAUGGCCACCGGGGAAGACUUGUGUUUGACGACGACGACACGUGGAAUGACCUGGAGGAAACUCCAGUCGACUCCGCCAGUGACAGCGGAGGCGUCAGUCCAGUUUCUGAGGCAACAUCUAAUAGCAUCUCACCACCGGAGCAGACUUUGUUGAGGAAGGUGGCAGUGAGCAAAGUUGUGGAGCUGGACAAGGGCAAAGUCACUGGUCCAGCCAGUCUGGAACCAGAUCCUCCUCCAGCCUCCCAGCUCAUGACAAGGUUGUUCCCCUCGCUGAAGCCAAAGGCCCAGAAUGUACCUCCUCCUCCUCCUGCUGCCUGUGAGCCCAAAAACCCAGAGGAGGAGACAGGCCAGCAGGUCCAGUCUAGACAGCUGAGGGAGAGACUGGUGGAGCUGGAGAUUGAGAUCGAGAGAUUUAAGAAGGAGAACGCUGCCCUCUUAAAACUCAGACAGGAGAAUGAGAAAAACCAGGAAAACCUCAGGAAGGAACGUUUAGAGUUUGAGCAGAUGAAAGCAGAGGAGCUGGCCAAGUUUGAGGAGUACAAGAAAGAGGAAAACAAGAAGCUGUUGAAGGAGCGCAAACUGUUUGAGAAACAUGCAUCAGCCGCCAGAGCCAUUCCUGACAAGAAGGAACGAGAGGAAAUCCAGAUGUUGAAGCAGCAGCUGAGCUCCCUGCAGGAGGAGCUGAGGAGGAAGGAGAGCCGCUGGGGCUCCACACACAGUCGACAGCGGCAACAGAUCGACUCCCUCAACCAGGAGAACAGCUCCCUCCGGGACGAGAUCCGUACGUUGGAAAAGCUUCGCCUCAGUGCCUGGAAGAAAAACCCCGUCAGUGUAGAGAAGGACAAAGAAACAACAGAUGGUCCUAGAAUAUUUGCAAACAACGUUUCAUCGGUGACCAAAGGAGUGAAAUUUGCUAGUCCUCUUGAUUCUAGAGGAAGCAGCAGCGGUCCGUCACAGAGCAGCACUGCUGCAGCCAGUCGAAGGAGCUCAGCAGACAUCAGUCAGGGUGCUACAGGGAUGAAGAGCAGCCUGAGGAGGCCAUCAGGGCCGGGCACCUCUUCUUCAUCCUCCUCUACCUCCUCAUUGCCUGGCAGGAAGACAGAGGAGAGGUCAGCACCUGCCAGCAAGAGCCAGGACAAACAGCCAAACCAAGAACAAACAAACAGCAGCUGCUCUCCAGUAAGAGACAUUAAAAGAGAUUCUCUGCCAAAAGAACCAGAGUGCAGCGAGGCUGAAGAGGCAGAGUCAGCUCUGGAGGUCAUCACUCACCCUGAUGGGAAGAUAGAGAAGGUUCUGGCUGGUGGCGAUCGCCUUAUCGUCUUCCCCAACGGGACCAGGAAGGAGGUUUCAGCAGACGGACUUACAGUCAAGGUGACCUUCUUCAACGGAGACACCAAACAGGUCACAGCCGACCAGAGAGUGAUCUACUACUACUCUGGCGCCCAGACUACACACAUCACCUACCCUGAUGGCAUGGAGGUCCUGCACUUCCCCAACAACCAGACCGAAAAGCAUUUCCCAGAUGGCCGUAAAGAAAUCACCUUCCCCGACCAGACAGUCAAAAACCUGUUCCCAAACGGCAGAGAGGAGAGCGUGCUGACAGACGGGACCAUCAUACAGGUCAACCCGGACGGCACCAAGGAGAUCCAUUUCAACACAGGCCAGAAGGAGAUCCACACGGCCGACUACAAGAGGAGGGAGUAUCCAGAUGGCACCGUGAAGACGGUCUACACCGAUGGCAGGCAGGAAACCCGCUACCCCACCGGGCGGCUCAGGAUCAAAGACAAAGACGGCAACGUCAUCCUGGACAACAAGGUGUAGAAACACUGCGUCUAAAAGCAAACUCUAACGAGUCUCCCACGAAUCAGAGACUUUUUGAAUCUUGCUUCCCUCUACACGGAGAGGUCAGAUGUCAGCUGGUUGGGAUUUAGAGCUUUUCUAUUUCAGCUCACUUCAUAAAGGAAAAAGCUACCCGCAGUAGCUUCAGUUGUAUGUAGCAGACAGACAUGAGAGUGCUAUCAGUUUCCCAAAAUAUCUUUUAAUAAUUUAACAUGCUGUCAAAAGGCAAAGCUACAGGUGAACGUCUGCAGCACAUGAGUUUGAGGAAGUCGUAAGCAUCAUUAGAAAUAUUUUAAUUCUUUUUUAAAACUUUAAAGUGAGAAAGACUCCUGGUUUUAUGGCAACACACACGUAUGGGUUGAUGCCCGUAUACACCACUGUCCUUAAAGGCAACACUUCAGAGAAGCAGCUGGUUUUUUAUUUAUUUUUUUGUGCAGAUCUCAGCUGCCCUACCUUCACUACGUCUGUCUCUAUGUAGCAUCCGAUGUGUGUUACCCUUUAAGACAAAAUCCUCUGUCUUGAGGUUUUCUCAUGAACAACAUUCAGCGUUCAUCAUUGACGUGUUGAAUGCAUUUCCUUCUUCAGAAAACAUUUGCAGAAUUGAUUUUGGAAGUAUUUUAAACUCUGCAUUGUUUACAUGUUUUCAAGCUUGCAGACUUUUUCACUUUUUGUUGGCUCAUUGUUACGUUUCUUUGAGCUUUUCCACCCAGAAAAAAUGGCUGUGGUAAAUGUUAUACAAGGAUGGAAAAGCAUGUGACUUAUUUGUUGGACCUCAACGAUACAGAUAAGUUUUGCAAACAGAAACUCCACAGAUCGCCUUGUUUCAGUGAUAAGAGGAAAGAGAUUUGACUGAAUUCUUGCAGUGAAAUCCCUCCUUUAGCCGUGAAAGACAGUGUUUUGUUUGUAUCAGGAUAUUUUUGGCUUAUGAUUUACCACCAAACGUCAUUCAGCCUUGUGAAUCUGAAUAUUUUAACAGUAACUCAGACUGAGAAAUACUUGCAUCGACUCAUUGUUUACAUGUCCAGGUUUGUGGAUAAUGAAAUGUAGCCUGUCACAGCAGAUUGAAACAGAGCUCCUUCAGUGUGGUGUGAAGUGUUUGUUUCCAGUCAUUUUAAUUUGUAAAAAUGUUAAAUACAUAUUUAUUUUCUUAGUUGACUGUAUAUUUUUUGUAAAAUAAAUUUUAUGUUUUCGUUUUGUUAAUUGCUGUGGAGAUAUAACUGUAAAGGCAUUCUUCUGGUCUGGACAUUUUACUGAAAGGAGUAUUUAUUUCCAAAGAAAACACUGCAGGAACUCAGGCAACAAUGCAAGACUUUAAUCUGAACCCUACAAACAAGUUUCGUCCAACGUGACUGAAAUGACUCGAAAACAAAGUGCAGAGUUGACACGGCUCACUCAAACACAACUGUUAAAUAAACUUU